GGAAGGUCCAUGGGAUGUACUUAAAGGAAAGAUGAUGGCGAAUCAGAAAUUUACAAGCUCAUUUGGUGACUCGAUGGGAGAGGACAACACUGAAGAUCUUCAUAUGCCUGUUUCUUCAAAUGAUAUUAUAGGCGAAGAUAGUCAUGUCUUUCACAGCAAUCACGAAUCAAAAUGCUGGGGUAUAAGUAAAAUAAGGAAAAGACCGCACAAAUCUAUAGACAACAAAAGAAGGAAAGUGGAUGAAUGUUUAGAAAGAAAUUUAACAGAUGAAAAUAAUGCCACAGAAAAUACACAGCCCGAAAAUAUAUUAACUCAUAUUAAGGAGGAAUCGGACUCAAGUGAUGAAGGAAAUAGAUCAGACACUGACUUUUAUUCAUCUACAGAACCUCUGCAGUCAGGAAAAUCAGUCUUAUAUGAAGAUAGUAGUUUUACAGAUACUGACUAUAAUGCAGCAGGUUAUACAUCUUCAAAAGACGAAUCAGACCUGUGCGAAGAAGAUACAAUAGAAUCUAGAAUUUCUACACCCACAGAACAUCUCAGCGAUGAGAUUACAUUUCCUAUUGGGAAAAACUUUCCUCAGUUAGAGAAUACAUCCCAGCAAGCAACACAUGCCACAGAAAGAAUGUUUAGGUGCAAAGAGUGUCACCAGUGCUUUACUAAUAACUCAGAUCUUGUUCAGCACCUACAUUUUCACAAAGAGAACAAGUUGACUUGUUCUGACUGUGGUAAACAAUUCACAUAUAAGUCAGAUCUUGUUCUACAUCAGCGAUAUCACACAGGUGAAAAAUUGUUUGUAUGCCCUGAAUGUGGUAAAUGUUUUACUAAGAAUUCUGUUCUCACCAGUCAUCUAAGGAUCCACACAGGGGAGAAGCCAUUCUCAUGUUCUGUAUGUGGUAAAUCAUUUACUGAAAACUCUGGUCUUGUAAAACAUAAACGGAUUCAUACAGGUGAGAGGCCAUUCACAUGCUCUCACUGUGGAAAAAGUUUUAGCAACAGCUCCAACCUAAUAAAACAUCAGAGAAUUCACACAGGGGAGAAGCCAUUUGCAUGCACUUUAUGUGGAAAAAGGUUUCACCAAAAACCACAGCUUGUAUCACAUCAGAGGAUUCACAUUGGACAAAAGUAAUAUACAUGUUAUAAAUGUGAAGCUGUUUUUCCCCGCAAUAGCUCACAUGCUGUUCCAUGACGUGAGAAUCAUGACGAGCAGGGGCAAUCUCUUGAUUGGAAUCUUAGAUGCUAUUUUUGGUUUAGAGUACUUGCUUGGCCUGCA
This is a messenger RNA of Pelobates fuscus (common spadefoot toad), 1270 nucleotides long. Its product is annotated as zinc finger and SCAN domain-containing protein 2-like. The coding region runs from base 32 to 1126 and encodes 364 amino acids. The transcript has a single exon. Gene Ontology annotation, biological process: regulation of transcription by RNA polymerase II. Lineage: Eukaryota; Metazoa; Chordata; Amphibia; Anura; Pelobatidae. The record is from RefSeq and is a predicted model, not a curated record. Gene Ontology annotation, molecular function: RNA polymerase II cis-regulatory region sequence-specific DNA binding; DNA-binding transcription factor activity, RNA polymerase II-specific.